AUGGACAAGCAAGAGUUGCUAGUUGGCUGCCAUGCCAAAGUUCCUGGCGUCGGCACCUCAUACGGAUACGUUCCAACACUUGGAGCUGGCAUUGCUUACGUCGUCCUCUUCGGCCUCUCCAUGAUGUUACACACUGUUCAAAUGUGCUGGAAGCGCACAUGGUGGACCAGCGUUUUCGCUAUUGGAUGUCUCGUGGAAGUUAUUGGAUGGGCUGGUCGAACCUGGUCAUCAGAAUGCCCGUAUAACUCGACUGCAUUCCUGAUGCAAAUUUCCACCCUUAUCAUUGCUCCCACCUUUUUCACAGCAGGCAUCUAUGUCCUCCUUGGUCAGUUCAUCCGACAACUCGGCCGUGAAUCAUCCAUCCUCAAACCGAGCCUCUACCUCUGGAUCUUCGUCACCUGCGAUAUCAUCUCGCUAGUCAUCCAGGCAAUCGGUGGUGGAAUGGCAUCUGGGGAAGCCACCAAGGUCAACGGCAACACCGCCCCCGGCACUAACAUCAUGGUUGCUGGAAUCGUUUUCCAACUAUUCUCCGUCACCAUCUUUGUCCUCUGCGCCGCCGAUUUCAUUCGUCGGUCCCUGCGCCAUAACCUUCUUCAACAAUUGACUGGAUCGAUUAUUCCUCUGCUCGGCGCCAUGAUCCUCUCCGUGGUAUGCAUCUAUAUUCGGAGUAUCUACCGUACGAUCGAGUUGUCGCAGGGCUGGACUGGGUACUUGAUUACUCACGAGAGCUACUUCAUUGGCUUGGAUGGAGCCAUGAUGAUUAUUGCUGUGGCGGUCUUCAAUAUUAUUCACCCUGGUUGGCUUCUGCCCAACCAUGAGAAGAGCAACGCGUGGAAACGAGAGACUUCCGGAGACGAGAUUGAGAUGAACCGCGUUUCAGAAUCUUAA
Penicillium atrosanguineum is the source of this 888-nucleotide messenger RNA. Its product is annotated as RTA1 domain-containing protein. The transcript has 2 exons. Lineage: Eukaryota; Fungi; Ascomycota; Eurotiomycetes; Eurotiales; Aspergillaceae. Gene Ontology annotation, cellular component: fungal-type vacuole; plasma membrane. The coding region runs from base 1 to 888 and encodes 295 amino acids. The record is from RefSeq and is a predicted model, not a curated record.